Messenger RNA from Cryptosporidium ubiquitum, 678 nucleotides. RefSeq names its product 40s ribosomal protein S16. Gene Ontology annotation, cellular component: cytosolic small ribosomal subunit; ribosome. Gene Ontology annotation, molecular function: RNA binding; structural constituent of ribosome. The coding region runs from base 1 to 678 and encodes 225 amino acids. Lineage: Eukaryota; Apicomplexa; Conoidasida; Eucoccidiorida; Cryptosporidiidae. The transcript is spliced from 2 exons. The record is from RefSeq and is a predicted model, not a curated record. Gene Ontology annotation, biological process: translation; maturation of SSU-rRNA from tricistronic rRNA transcript (SSU-rRNA, 5.8S rRNA, LSU-rRNA).
AUGACAAUGGAAAGCCGUAUGGUCCAGACCUUUGGUCGCAAGAAGAAUGCUGUAGCUGUAGCUCUUUGUAGAGAAGGAAAGGGAUUGGUUCACUUUAACGGGAAGCCUUUGGACCUUAUCCAACCAGAACAACUCAAGGUUAAGGCUUUUGAGCCAAUUCUCUUAUUGGGAAAGCAGAUCUUCUCUGGAGUAGAUAUUAGAAUCAGAGUGUCAGGUGGUGGUUACACAUCUCAGGUCUUUGCAAUCCGUCAGGCUUUGGCCAAGGCAAUUGUUGCUUACACUCAAAAGUUUGUUGAUGAGGCAACUAAACAGGAAAUAAGAGAUAUCCUUGUUUCUUAUGACCGUUCAUUGGUUAUUGCUGAUCCAAGAAGAUGCGAGCCAAAGAAGUUCGGAGGUCCAGGUGCCCGUUUGAAGUACCAAAAGUUCCUUCAGGAAUUACUUGCAGGGACACCGAAUUCAGAAAAGAAGAAAGUGUAUAUCAACUCAGUCUCUUGCCCCAUUACAAAGUGCUACUAUAUGUAUUUACUCAUACAUGGGUUAUAUGCUACUAGAGUGAGCUACUACUUUUUACCUUUCAAACUAAUCUAUAAAUUCUUAUUUUUGGCCUUAAUAUUAAUCGAAUAUCGGAUUCCUAGACAUUUGAGGGAAUCUAGGCCUGGCUUUAUCCCAAGUAUCUAA